CUUCGUCUAGGCGUUGCGUUAUUGUUCGCUUUAUGUGAGCAACGCUCUUGAUCCAUAGUUUUUAAAAAUCGUAUUCUAAAGUGAAUGCGUUGAUCUCUUCCUCAGGAUUAUUAAACGCUGCUCAACUACGAAAAUUCAUAGACUGGUCGGUCCAGAAAGCUCGCGCAAAAUGCGAUCUCAUACCUUGUGCAUAUCCACAUUAUUAACAUUACUAGUGUUUGUGUCGGCUGAAGAUGAUACCGUCGGACCGGUAUUCGUUCGCGAACCCCCAAACCGAAUCGAUUUCUCCAAUACAACGGGCGCGGUGGUGGAGUGCAGUGCACGUGGUCAUCCCCCUCCGGAAAUAAUAUGGGUUCGUUCCGAUGGCACGGCGGUUGGAGAUGUCCCAGGAUUACGGCAAGUUUUGGCCAACGGCAACCUGGUCUUCCCGCCCUUCCGCGCCGAAGACUACCGCCAAGAAGUACACGCUCAGAUCUACGCCUGCCUCGCGAAGAAUUCCGUUGGAUCGAUCCACUCGAAGGACGUCAACGUGCGUGCAGUUGUCCAACAGUUUUACCAGACGGAGGUGAACAACGAGUACGUCAUCCGUGGAAAUGCUGCUGUUUUAAAAUGCGCUAUACCUUCGUUUGUUGCCGAUUUUGUAAUCGCGACAUCUUGGGCUGACAGCGAAGGGAAUACCUAUAAUAUGGACGAAAAGAAUUAUGUGGUCGCACAAACCUACGAAGUCGAAGCGGACAAUGAAUACGUUAUACGUGGAAAUUCGGCCGUAAUGAAAUGCGAGGUGCCCUCUUUUGUAUCUGAUUUUGUUGUCGUCGAGAACUGGCAAGACUCUCGGGGCAACACUUACUUACCAGGAUCGGAUUAUGUGGUUAAUCAAUAUUUCGAAGCUCAAGUGUACGAUGUCUUCGUUAUAAAGGGAAAUACCGCAAUAUUCAAAUGUCAAAUACCAUCCUUUGUUUCCGAUCACGUCGAUAUAAUUUCAUGGCAAGACAGUGACAAAAAUAAGUAUCUUCCACCCGAUGAUAGUCAAUACGACAGCAAAUAUUUGGUCCUUCCAUCCGGCGAAUUGCACAUACGCGACGUGGGACCCGAAGAUGGAUACAAGACAUAUCAAUGCCGCACCAAGCAUCGACUAACCGGCGAGACCAGACUUAGCGCAACCAAAGGACGAUUGGUCAUCACCGAGCCCGUCGGUGUUAAGACGCCCGUCUUUUCCUCCGACAAUCUUAUCAAUGCUUUCGCACGGAAUUUCGGUCAAAGUUUCGCUCUUUUGUGUCAGGCGCAAGGGUUUCCUGUUCCGAGGUUCAGUCAGUUUUUCUUAGAGCCGAUCGGUAGUAAAGCUCCCGCUUUCUCGACUUCCGCCAAAAGUUCAACGUACGAAAUGAAGUCGGGCGGCAGUUUUUCAUUGCUUUGCCCUGCCCAGAGCUUACCGGUUCCAGCGUUCAGGUGGUACAAGUUCCUAGAAGGUACAACUCGCAAACAAGCCGUCCAAUUAAACGAUAGAGUUAAGCAAGUAGCCGGUACCUUAAUUAUUCGUGAAGCAAAAGUCGAAGAUUCCGGAAAAUACCUAUGCGUCGUUAACAACUCUGUCGGUGGCGAAAGCGUCGAAACCGUACUCACCGUUACCGCCCCUUUGAAGUCCUCCAUAGAACCGCAAGUGCAGACCAUUGAUUUCGGCAGACCCGCGGUUUUCACGUGUCAUUUUGAAGGUAACCCGAUUAAGACGAUCAGCUGGUUGAAAGAUGGCAAACGUCUCGAUCAUCACGAGGCUAUCCUAAGAAUCGAGGCCGUGCGAAAGGAGGAUAAGGGAAUGUACCAGUGUUUCAUUAGAAACGAUCAGGAAAGUGCCGAAGCGACCGCCGAGCUGAAGUUGGGCGGCCGAUUCGAGCCUCCUCAAAUUCGUCACGCCUUCGCCGAAGAAACCCUGCAACCCGGCUCUCACGUCUUUCUGAAGUGCAUCGCCGCCGGAAAUCCGACGCCCGAAAUCGCGUGGGAAUUGGACGGACGCCGACUUUCGAACAACGAUAGAUAUCAAAUUGGGCAAUACGUGACUGUCAACGGAGAUGUUGUUUCGAAUUUAAACGUAAGCGCGGCAAUCACCAAUGAUGGGGGUUUAUACAGGUGCAUCGCCAGCAGCAAGGUGGGAUCGGUCGAUCAUGCGGCUAGGAUUAACAUUUACGGACUUCCAUUUGUAAGAUCCAUGGAAAAACAGGCGAUUGUCGCUGGAGGAACUUUAAUUGUACAUUGCCCUGUCGCCGGUUACCCCAUCGACACCAUCGUAUGGGAGAGAGACGGACGCGUUUUACCUAUCAACCGAAAACAGAAGGUCUUUCCCAAUGGAACUCUUAUCAUUGAAAAUGUGGAACGAGCUUCUGACCAGGCAUCAUACACUUGCGUCGCGAAAAAUAGUCAAGGUUACAGCGCACGAGGAUCGUUGGAAGUUCAAGUUAUGGUCGCUCCGCAAAUCAUGCCUUUUAAUUUCGGCGACGAAACGAUGAACGACGGUGAUACGGUGUCCGCUCAGUGCACGGUGACCAAAGGUGAUCUACCGAUAACAAUUCUGUGGUAUCUGAACGGGAAACCGGUCAACGAAUACGGCAGUAUUUUCACGAGUUAUAUGGGAAAGAGGAUUAAUAAUUUAGCGAUAGAUUCAGUCCAAGCAAACCACGUUGGGAGUUACACUUGCAGUGCGACAAAUUUGGCAGGAUCCACUAAUUUUAGUACAUACCUCAAUAUAAACGGUACUUUUUUUUUAUAGGCAUGUUUGUCCUUAAUACCAGCCUUAUUCUUUUACACCAAAGUUCCUAUUGACCGCUUGGAGAUGUUCUCUCUCCAGAUAAAUUCGCUCCUCUUUUUCAGGGCUUCUCGUUCUUUGACUAUUUUUCUUCGUCGUUUUCACAGUCUAUGUUUACACAGGCACUUGGGUACCGUCGCAUAUGUUCGUAGUAGGUAUGUAAAUAUUUUGGAAAACUCUUAAUGUCCUGACGUGGCACCACGCCCAUCUGCCCCUGGAUCCCCAGUUAGGAGGGAGGUUGCAUAAAAUGGUUGCUAAUGACUGUCGACUCUAGGUACUAAGCUCCCUAAUCGAUCUAGAAGCGACACUCAGAGGUUUAAUAUGGGCCCAUUGACUACUCCUUUGGGUGCUGCUAAGCAGCUACGUCAUUUUACGACGUAAUAACUGGACUAUAUACCUACCUAUCUUUUCGCCAUGCGCAAAACGAGUAAAGUAUGGUUAACCGCUCAUUAGUGGAUAAAAUCGGGGGGUUAGUAACCUCCAGAGUUAUUAACCCCUCUACUAUUUUUCAACAUAGACCUAUAUCGUAUUUGCAAAGGGGAGGAGACGGCAUGUUUUACUUACUUCAAGCAUC
Molecule: messenger RNA, 3368 nt
Organism: Photinus pyralis (common eastern firefly)
Lineage: Eukaryota; Metazoa; Arthropoda; Insecta; Coleoptera; Lampyridae
Product: Down syndrome cell adhesion molecule-like protein Dscam2
Exons: 12
Coding region: 170-2758 (862 amino acids)
Biological process (GO): homophilic cell-cell adhesion; axon guidance; dendrite self-avoidance
Cellular component (GO): plasma membrane; axon
Molecular function (GO): cell-cell adhesion mediator activity
Source: RefSeq, a predicted model, not a curated record